Molecule: messenger RNA, 7236 nt
Organism: Adineta ricciae
Lineage: Eukaryota; Metazoa; Rotifera; Eurotatoria; Adinetida; Adinetidae
Source: the annotation of a GenBank genome assembly
AUGAUGUCCGAUCAGACAGCAUCAGACAAUAUUCAAGCAUCCAGACCUCGUCCAACGUCUAUCAACCUAUCUUCAUUGCCUCCAACCAUCGAUUUCCAUCAUCGUCAUCAACCACAAUUUGAACUCAUCGUAAUCUUGGACAAUUAUGACAUCUACAUACACAUGGAGGGUCAUGUAAAUAUUGUCCAGGAGCUUCUUUCACGUGGUGCCAAUGUUAAUGCAGCAACGAAGAAAGGAAACACAGCUCUUCAUAUUGCAUCAUUGGCGGGCCAAGAAGAAGUUGUUAAAACUUUAAUUAAACACAAUGCGAAUAUCAAUUGUCAAUCACAAAAUGGAUUCUCUCCUUUGUACAUGGCUGCACAAGAGAAUCAUAUUGAAGUAGUUAAAUUUCUGCUCGCUAAUGGCGCUAAUCAAAGUCUAGCAACUGAGGAUGGAUUUACGCCCUUAGCUGUUAGUCUUCAGCAAGGACAUGAUAAAGUGGUUGCUAUACUUCUGGAAAAUGACUCGAAAGGUUCGAAAGUUCGUCUACCAGCAUUGCAUAUUGCAGCGAAGAAGAAUGAUACAAAAGCUGCCGCUUUAUUAUUACAAGGCGAUAAUCAACCCGAUCUUAAUUAUAAGGGAGGAGGCUUUGUUAAUUGUACAACAAAGUCUGGCUUUACUCCAUUGCAUAUCGCGGCACAUUAUGGAAAUUUCGAAGUAGCGCAAUUGUUGAUUACUCGUGGCGCAGACGUCAAUUAUGCUGCUAGUCAAAACAUUACACCAUUACAUGUCGCAUCGAAAUGGGGAAAAGAUAAAUUAGUUCGAUUACUACUUGAAAAAGGUGCACAAAUUGAUGUUAAAACAAAGGAUGGACUGACACCUUUGCAUUGUGCUGCGCGAUCCGGUCAUGAUCAAGUUGUUGAUAUAUUACUUGAAAAUGGUGCUCCAUUUGGUGCAAAAACAAAAAACGGUCUCUCGGCUCUUCAUAUGGCUGCCCAAGGCGAUCAUGUUGAUGCAGCACGUAUUUUACUCUAUUACAAAUCUACUCUUGUCGAUGACGUUAGUUCGGAUUAUCUUUCACCACUACAUGUUGCUUCUCAUUGUGGCAAUUACAAUGUUGCUAAGCUUCUCUGCGAACGACGUGCAGAUGUGAAUGCCAAAGCACUAAACGGUUUUUCAUGUUUACAUAUUGCAUGCAAGAAAAAUCGUUUGAAAUUAGUCGAAUUAUUGAUUGCAAAUGGCGUUGACAUCGAAGCGAAAACAGAAUCUGGUUUAACAAGUCUUCACGUUGCUGCAUUCGUCGGCAGCCAUGAUAUUGUUGUUUAUCUGUUGCAACAUGGUGCAAAUAUCAAUGCAACAACAAUCCGAGGCGAAACACCAUUACAUUUAGCAACACGAAAUAAUCAAAUAGAAGUCGUUGAAACACUACUUCGCUAUGGUGCAUUAGUCGAUACAAAAGCUAAAGAAGCACAAACAUGUUUACAUUUAGCAACACGUUUAGGAAAUGUUGAAAUUGUCAAAUUAUUAUUACGUGCAAACACACAAGUGGACAGUACGACUAAAGAUGGGUAUUCGAGUUUACACAUCGCAGCGAAAGAAGGACAUGAUGAAAUUGCUCAACUGUUGAUUGAUCAUGGAGCGAACUUGAAUCUGUUUACAAAGCGUAACUUUUCUGCUUUACACAUUUGUGCCAAAUAUGGCAAUCUCAAAGUUGCCAAUCUUCUUCUCCAAAAAGGAGCAACUGCAGACAUACAAGGCAAAAAUGAUCUAACACCAUUACAUUGUGCUGUUCAUUAUAAUCAUGAAAAUAUAGCUCUACUUUUAUUGCAACAUGCUGCAAGUCCACAUGUAACAGCGCGCAAUGGUUACACACCAUUACAUAUCGCGGCGAAGAAAAAUGCGAAGGCUAUUUCUGAAACAUUGCUAGAAUACAAUGCGAAUACCAAUGCUCAGUCAACAGGUGGUUUUACACCAUUACAUUUGAGUUGUCAAGAUGGUCACCUGCCUGUGACAACGCUUCUUCUGGAAAAUCAAGCAAAUCCGAACGUUGGAUCGAAAAGUCAACUGACACCAUUACACUUAUGUGCGCAAGAAGAUCGAGUUCAAUGUGCUGAAGCAUUAAUCCGUAAAAAUGCCGACAUUAAUGCUCAAACACUUACUGGUUAUACAAGUUUACAUGUUGCUUGCCAUUUUGGUCAUAUCAAUAUGGUUCGAUAUUUACUUAAACUCGGUGCCAACGUUAAUGCAGAAACAAAUCUCAUGUUCACACCACUUCAUUCAGCUGCUCAACAAGGACAUGUUAUGAUUGUUAAAUUAUUACUUGAACAUGGUGCUUUGCCAAAUAAAACAAACAAACAUGGAAUGACUGCGCUAUCCAUUGCACAACGUCUUGGUUACAUAUCCGUUGUCGAAGAACUCAAAGGUGUUACUGAAGCAACUCUUGUGAGUAAACAAGACGCAUCAAGCGAAGAGCGUUAUAAGAUUCAAGCGCCGGAAGUCUCUCAUGAAGAACAUCCAGUCACAGAUUCUGAUGAUGAAGCAGAAGAUAGGAAAACAGAUGAAGAUGAUAUUGUCUAUCCUGAACUCGGAUAUUUUGAUAUGCCGAGAGCCGUAAACAAUUUAAAGUCUCAACAAAAAACGACUCAAGACAUGCUUGGUGAUGCUAGUUCAAAUGUGCAUAUGCAAUACUUACGCGAAGGUGUUCUCAUGAAUGAAACCGAAGAGAAUAAACUUCAUCCAACAUCAUUUGUUAAAGAAGAUUCCGAAUAUCCAGCAUUAGCAACAAAAGAUAAUUGGAAUGAAAGUCGAGAUAAUCUUCUCGAUCAUUCACAAACGCCAAUAAAAGUUUCUCAAACAAUGCCUGCCGAUAAUGAGAUGAUUAGUCGACCACGACAUGGAGGGGAUCGUUUUUAUUAUCGAUCAUUUUUGGUGAGCUUUUUGGUCGAUGCUCGUGGUGGUGCUAUGCGUGGAUGUCGACAUUCGGGUGUACGGGUUAUUAUUCCACCCAAACGUGCCAGUAUGCCGACAAGAAUUACAUGUCGAUUCGUCAAACGUGAUAAACUAGUCGUACCUCCACCGAUUAACGAAGGGGAAGCAUUAGCAGCAAGAGUUUUGGAAGUUGGACCUGUGAAUUGCAAAUUUCUUGGGCCUGUCAUUCUUGAAAUUCCUCACUUUGCUUCAUUACGAAAUCAUGAACGCGAAAUUAUCGUCCUACGAAGUGAUAACGGUGAAAAAUGGACAGAACAUACGGGUCCAAUCACAGAUGAAGCUGUGCGUGAAACACUUGGUGAUGCUUUCGAAUCCGAAGGACUCGAAUCUACUGAGCAACUCAAUUCACGUCGAAUAACUCGUAUUAUCACUAACGAUUUUCCGCGUUAUUUUGCAUUGAUAUCACGACUACAUCAGGAAUCGCAUUUUGUCGAUGAGCGUGGUGGUCUCUUAACAUCAACAAUAAUUCCAUCAUGUCAAGCUCAUGUACCUGAAAAAGCUUUACAAAAACGCAUUCGUGUCUCACUUCACGUUUUACCGAUUUCCUCGCAAACGAUUCAACAUGUCUACGGAUCACGUGUCAACGUUAGCCCUGUCGUCACAGUCGAGCCACGUCGAAGAAAAUUUCACAAACCAAUUACCGUAACAAUUCCAUUGCCAACGAAAGCAAACAAGCAAGGUACUUCGAAAGAUGCACAGCAUGGCAAUGCAUACACCAGUGAUUCUCAAACAUUACGAUUAUUAUGCAGCAUUACGGGUGGUACACAUGCCGCACAGUUCGACGAUAUCACAGGACACACCCCAUUGACAUUCUCCAACGACUGUGCGACGUUUACAACAACAGUUUCAGCCAGAUUUUGGCUAAUCGAUGCGCAAGGUGUACCUGACGUUCUAAAACUAGCUCAUGAAAUCUAUCGCGAAGCGUCUGCCGUCCCGUAUAUGUCUCGUUUUGUUGUUUUUGCAAAACGAAAUGAUCCCAAUGAAGCAUUAGCACGUCUUUUCUGUAUCACCGACGAUAAAGAAAACAAAACAUUAGAAAUGCAAGAACAUUUCAUUGAAAUCGCCAAAUCCAGGGAAGUGGAAGUUGUUAACGGAAAUACGAUCUAUUUGGAUUUGCAAUCGACUAAUUUACAAACAAUUACAAAAACGAAUGAACAAUUAACAUUUACAUUUCGAGCAUUUCGAGAAAAUCGUUUGCCGUGUGUUAUUCGAAUACGUGAUCAGCAACAAGAACCAUCGGGACGUGUUGUUUUCUCUAAAGAUAAUGGAAAGUUAACACCUAUCCCAAGAACAUCAUCAGUCACAAUGACAAAUGGUCAUGCACCAUCGAACACUGCUGUUGAUCCACAAACACUACAACCGAUCUGCAAUUUGAAUAUCAUCCUACCAUCUUAUGAUAAGGAUGCACUUGGACACGAGGAACGCCUUCGAAAUCUUCAUUCUGUUGAUCGUGAACCACGUUCAGAAAGUUGGCGAUCUGAUGACAUGUAUCGAAAAGGUGAAAUUCGUCUAACUGACAUCGCGAAAUCACUUGGCUCAGAAUGGCCAACACUUGCUGCUGAACUCGAACUUACUGAAGAAGAAGUGACAAAAUUGAUGGAUGAAUAUGGACAAAAUGCUGCUUUGCAUAUGUUACGUUACUGGCUUAAAUCACGCGGCACUGAUGCAACAGGUAACUGCCUUCAACAAGCUUUACGUAAAAUUGGUAAAGAAAAUAUUGUGCACAAUUGUGUCUUUAACAUCGAAUGGGUAACUGAUGCCGCCGAGAAAGAAGUUGCUAAAGCUCGUUUAACAAGUCGCGGUGGCAGUAUUGAAGGAUCAGGAUAUGGUGGACGUCGCUUUGAUGAAGGCUUUGAAAGUGAUGAAGAAUAUGAACGCCGUCGUUAUGGAAGAUCUAGUGAACGUGAUGCUCCCUUACAUUUUGUUGAUUCAAGUAAAGCACCAACACCAGCAUCACGUUAUGGUGGCUAUUAUUCCAUCUAUCAACCAUUUAGCAAAUCAGGAUCGAUGACACCAUUGAGUUGUUACGCUCAUCCGUUCGAACUGACACAUCUUGAAAGUCUCAGAGACAAAUUGAAUCGUCUGACACGUGAUAAAGCUGAUCAUGAUGAUUCGACAGGAAAACGACGAAGCGCAGAUAUUGGCGAAGGACGCAUCACACCAUUAUCACCACCUUACGCAAAGGCCAGACCACCAGUUCAACGACACGAUGACAUUAGUGUCGUUCAUAUAGCUAAGGAACCAACGCCAAUCUUAACAGAAAAUGAACCAUUAUCAAAACCUGUUCCGCCUGUUAUGGAUACUAUCGUUCAACAAACUUAUGUUUCUCCAGCUAAAUUGGAUCUCAACAAAUUAGAUGAAGAUGUGUUACAAGCACAAACGACAGUAACAGCAACCGAGCAGUUAGCUGAACAAACAGCUCAAUUACUUGAUGAUAUUCCACCUACACGUGCUGUGUCCGCUCAAGCAGCACCUGCCGUGGGUGAACGCUUGAUAAAAUCGAAAAUAAUACCCGAUCAAGCACGUGCAUUAGCACAUGCAUUGAAACAUGCUGUUGUGAAACCAUUGAAAAAGUCGAUGAUGACAAAAAAGAAAUCCGUUGAUAUAAGUAACAACGAACUACAAGCAGCACAGGCAAUAUCGAUUCGAUCAGCGAAUGUAAAUGAGACUUCCGAACCAUUACUAGCCGAAGCCCCUGUUGAUUCAACUGAAUCAACUACUUCUCUUCCAUUAACACCACCGCCAGCUAAACCACCUCGCCAUGGCGAUGAAUCAGGUUCAUCCUCAUCUACUGAGAUUAGUUCACCACCUGCAAAACCGCCAAGACAUUUCUCUUUGUAUGGUGCUAGUAGUAGUAAUAAUAAUAAUAAUAAUAAUAAUAAUAAUAACAGUACCGAUCCUACACUCAUUCAACAAACUGAUAAUGUCGUAAAGAAAGUUCUAAAUCUUGUCGAUACAUUUGGUAUUAUAUCUGAAAAUGACACGGACAUGAAUAUUCUUCGACAAGCAUCUGCUCCGCCGAUUUACAUUCAACAGCCGUCAAACAGUAACGAACUGAACGAUGAAAAACUCGUUCUUAACGAAACUGUAGAACCAUUCACUGUUGAUCCAGCAAGAGUCACUCUAAUCACGGAUUCACCAGUGAUAACAAAAUCGAUCAGUGAACCAUUGAGUAUCACAUCUACGACAUCAAAUGAUGUAACCGAACAGUCAUCUGAACUACCUUCAGCACCAAACGAAAUUACAGAAUUUGCAAAACACAUGACUGAGAAUAUUUUGCAGCAAGCCGAAAAAGCAUUUGAAAAACAUGAUCAAACUACAAAUAAUCUCAAUUCAAGUGCAAAUAACAAACAACAAGCAUUACCAAUAAAAGUUUCAGUACAAACAUCCUCAACAAGUAAACUACCGCGUGACGAUCCACCGACAUUACCUGAGACUACGUCGGCAUCGGAUGAGUCCUCUGCUUCACCGAUAACACGUCCGCUAACACUCGUUUCAGUUGACUCAGGUUCGAAUACCACGAAAACCGCUUCACCCUUACUCGAUAUUGUGACAACGAAAUCAACUCCAAAAAUAACAACCUCUGUGACUGUUAUCAGUCCACCACAGCCUGAACUAACAUCAUCGACAACAAAUCUGCAAUCGGACGAAGAAGAACUUUCCACAAGUACUUCAACGCUAAUGCCUAACAGUGUAACGUCCGAUCGUUCAAAAACUUUACUGACCAGUAGUAAGGAGAGUAGCGUUGACUCAAAUGACAUUAGUCCGUUCGAUACACCCAUCGCGCAACAGUUGAAUACAGGUAGUGCAACACCCGCACGUUCACUACUAUCUGAUUAUGAUAAUUUACAUGGUUCAUAUGGAAGUCUCAAUGACGAUACACAACAUCCAUUUCCUCCGGUACUUCCGCCAUCGUUAACCACUUCGGAAACAGCUACAUCGGUUGCACCAACAAGUGCAUCGUCUAUAUCGACAAUAUACGAAACCGCAGAUACGUCACAAGCAUCGUCAUCAACAGCUACCUACGUGACCGCUCAAGGUGCUAAUACGAACGUUACUUCGAGUAAUUCAACAUUGUCUGCAGCGCGUAUGAAUUCAGAUAUAAGCGAUGAAGAUCUUGUUGAAUCAUAUGAUGUCGAAAUGCCGGUAUUAACAUCGACCGAACCAUUUCGAUCGCCCGAAGACCAUCUGGAGAGCAGUACCAGUGCUACUGAGCAAUCAACAACUACUUCGAAUAAAGAAGUUCAAGAUGAAUCGAGAACUUCAUAA